UGUGGGAGAGCAAGAGCACUGUGAGAACCAAUUGCUGCCCGUGAGAGGGAGAGGGGGGGAAAAAGUGAUGUAAACAACAGCUGCCACGCUGGGAAUUAAAGGUCCUGGGUGCACAGGGGCUGGGUGGCAGCACAGCUCCCACAGGCUGCUGGCCCUCACCUGCAGGAGCACCAAAAUCCCUGCAAAGGCAGGGAAAGGAGGAGGCAGAGGAAGGGGGAGGUUGGAUCGUUCCAGGCCAACGCACCUGCUGGAGCAAAGCAAACCUCUGAAUCACCAAAGGUGUGUGAGGAGCAGAAGUGUGAGGAAGAGGUUUUCCCCCUGGCCAUGAAUUACGUGGAUCGGUUCCUGUCGUCGGUGCCCGUGCAGAAGAACCACCUGCAGCUCCUGGGGGCUGUGUGCAUGCUGCUGGCCUCCAAACUGAGAGAAACCAUGCCCCUGACCGUGGAGAAACUCUGCAUUUACACAGACAACUCCAUCACACCUCAGCAGCUCCUGCACUGGGAGCUUCUGGUCCUGGAGAAGCUAAAGUGGGACCUGGUCUCAGUGAUAGCCAACGAUUUCCUGCCCCACAUCCUCCACCGCCUCCCGCUGCCCGUGGACAACGUGGAGCUGGUGAAGAAACACGCCCAGACAUUCAUCGCCCUGUGUGCCACAGACUGCACGUUUGUGAUGUACCCCCCGUCCAUGAUCGCCACGGGCAGCAUUGGAGCCGCCAUCCACGGGCUGACCAUCUCCGUGAGCGGCUUCGGCGGCGAGGCCAUGACGGAGCUGCUGGCCGGGAUCACAGGCACUGACGUGGACUGCCUGAAGGCCUGUCAGGAGCAGAUCGAGGCAGCUCUAGCCGAGAGCCUGAAGCAGGCGUCGCAGUCACAGCAGGAUUUCAGCGCCAAGGCGGCGGCGUACGGGGGCAGCCAGCCCACCAGCACCCCCACGGACGUCACCGACGUCAACCUGUGACCAGCCCCCGUCCCCGAGAGCCGCCCCUCGCCCUGGGCACCCCCAGCUCGCUGCAUC
Messenger RNA from Empidonax traillii (willow flycatcher), 1014 nucleotides. Its product is annotated as G1/S-specific cyclin-D3-like. Gene Ontology annotation, molecular function: cyclin-dependent protein serine/threonine kinase regulator activity. The transcript has 5 exons. Lineage: Eukaryota; Metazoa; Chordata; Aves; Passeriformes; Tyrannidae. Gene Ontology annotation, cellular component: cytoplasm; cyclin-dependent protein kinase holoenzyme complex; nucleus. Bases 325 to 957 code for a protein of 210 amino acids. The record is from RefSeq and is a predicted model, not a curated record. Gene Ontology annotation, biological process: regulation of cyclin-dependent protein serine/threonine kinase activity; positive regulation of G1/S transition of mitotic cell cycle; mitotic cell cycle phase transition.